Symbiodinium sp. CCMP2592 is the source of this 4149-nucleotide messenger RNA. NCBI's taxonomy places the organism in Eukaryota, Dinophyceae, Suessiales, Symbiodiniaceae. The record is from the annotation of a GenBank genome assembly.
AUGGCUUCUUUCAGUCUAGUGCCGAGGGACGGCGCAGACUUUCGUGCUACCAUGGAGUCGCUUCAGUUAAAUUUCGAGUUUUCUGAUGAUGUGUUGGAGGCCUUGGUCAAGCAGAAGAUCAAGAACCUCGAGGAAUUCCGGUACUUCUUCGAGUCGGAAGCAGAGAUAGGUCUCUGGGUUCAAAAGCUUUCCUUGGGAGAUCAGCAGGCUCUGCAAACGGCACGCCUUCGCCGCACUUGGGCCGCCGUUAAGGUGUUCUUUCAGCACGCCGACGCGGGCCGGGUCAGGAUCUCAGAGUCGGAUCUGGAUGACCUACUUGAUGACAGUUCCUUGCGUGAUAUGAAGCAACAGUUCUGGCGUCGCUACAAAACCAGGUUCCCACCGGAACUCUACCCAUCCGACGCUACGCUCUCGCGAGUGACGCGAGAGCUUAACAAAAGGAUGCUUUGUGUGUUCAGCGUCUGGAAAGUGAAGAGUCUCCAAUUCCAACUCGUGAGCACCAGCAAGAAGCGCAAGCUUGGGGAUAACUUGUAUACCGAGGACCAGGAGCAAGAUGAGGCGGUUCCUCGGGUAUACUUGGAUCGGUUGCAGAUUCUCCUCACUGCAUAUGCACUUGCCGGUGUCCAGGCGGUCGCGGGGUCUCCCCCCGCCAACGGUGAGAAUACCGUGGGGGCCGAUACCACACAGUUCGUGCAUGCACCUUUGGAUGUGCUCAUGGAGUACUUCCAUCGUGCCAAGAGGUCAGUCUCGCAGCACAAGGACACCGAAGAGCGGGCGGUUUGGGUCUCGAAGUUCAGGGAGUCGACCAAGACGCUCGGUGCCGUGGUGCGCGAGGGAGGGGCCCCGCAGCCCCCCUCUAAGCCUUCUUCCUUCGCCUUGGGCAAGAGCGUCAACGGGAAGAAGGUGGCGCAGAUGAUGAAAGAUGGCAAACGACUAUGCCAGGAUUAUCAGGAGGGCCGUUGCGCGAAAGGCAAGCAAUGCCCCGAUCUGCAUCGAUGCGGCGUGGUUCUCAAGGGCGAGAGAGUCUGCGGAUCUGCUAAGCAUGGCGCUUCCUCCUGCAAGCAGAAGGCGGAGGCGACCCCCUCCCUGGGGUCAGAGGCUCCUGCAUCGCCCACAUCGAUCCCUGUUAUGGCGGAUCUCUUUUCGGGACCCAACGCACCGCUGUCCAAGGCUUUUCUCUUUUGCGGCUGGCAGUGCUUGCCUGUGGAUCUCAAGCUCGAUUCGUCCCAUGACUUGGCUAACCCGCUCAGGCAAGCAAGCUUGGCAGCACAGCUCCAGCAGGUCGAUUUCAUAGCGGCAGCCUUCGACUACUCCCACCAAGAGCUGCGCGCGGGACAUCCCGCGCGGCCGAGCGUCGGGUCAGUGCGCGAGAAUCCAGCCAACAGCUUACAUUGGCUUCUCCCCCAGGAGGUGCAGUCGUUUCAAUCGGGGUUGUGGCAAGACAAACACUAUGACACGUGCUGUUGGGGUGGAGCUCGCUACAAGCGCCAGCGGCUUAGGCACAACUUGCAAGAAAUCGCAGACUGGCCGGCGAUUCAGUGCCACCAUAUCCAUGGCAAAGGCGAGUGGGACCCUCAAUCCUUGGAUGGCAAGCACUGGUUCCCGUCGCAGGAGGAAGCGGAAUACACAGCUCCGCUUGCGUUUGCAAUUGCGGUGUCAGCCUCGUGGUGGGCCGCCAGAGUGGGCCGAGCUAAGCUGGCUGUCCCAAGGAUGCCGGUCCCGGGCUGUGUUGGGAAGCAUGGACUAGCUUCGAUCCGCGAGCACUGGGCGAUGGCACCUUUGGCUCUCUCCCUUGGGUUGACCCCGCCCUGCGAUGAGGAGGCGAAUCGAAUCCCACAACGCAGGGCAGUGGCAGAGAUCCAGCGCGAGGACGGUUCGCUACCACCAGGGGCCAUCUACGUUGGUCAAGGCCACCAUUCACACCGCCUGCCACGCACCAAAUGGGCAGCCCCCAUGGUGGCAGGCCACGAUUGCCCGUUCGACGAGUUCCUGCCUCGUUACGUGCAGCACAUCAAGGACAACUUGGGAGACCAGCUCCCAGAGCUCUUUGGGAAGACCUUGGUGGUGGAUGAGAUCACCGCCUGGCCGUCGGAAGGCGAUGCCCUUGCUGGGCUCGUCUUUGAAGAGCUAUCGGAGCGGCCAGAUCGGUCGCCCAUUCGGGCGCUCGGGAUGGCAGUGGCUCCGUUGGCGGAUGCAUCCCAAAUUUUCUCCUGCUACUUGCGGCAGGAAGAUGUCUUUGGGGCAGUGUGCAAGCUUUUUCCGGCAGAAUGGUUGGAAGGAGUUACCUUCCCUUUCCUUGAAGACUUGAUCAACGCUCCGCCGUUUGAUUUGUACACAAGGUGGCUGCGAGACUCGGGAGCUGAUUGGACAGGGCCUUGCGGCCCCGCUUUGGCUCCCCAGUCGGCCCGUAUCUUCCAGCGUGCUGCGGGACAGCAAGCGGGAGCACUGAGCCAGAGGGCAGCCUUGCCUCCUCUUCUGUCCUUUGGGUUAUCAGAGGAGGACCACUUCUGCCAUGCUCUUGCGCGCCUUCACGAACCAGUCCCUACGGAGCGCGAGCCUAUCUUGGACCCCGACCUCCGGUUCGCCGCCGACUUCACAGCAGCCAAUCGAACAAGCUUGCGAGCCCUGCGCCAGAAAGCCCCCUCCCUGCGCCGUGUGACGGCUGCUCGGGACAUUGGGCUGGUGGCGCUACUCGUUGUGCUUUUCUCCUGGCCUGACACGGCUCUGCCAUUUGCUCUGGUGGCGGGAAUGCCAGCGGUGGGUUUCGCGCCGUGUUAUGGCGUCUUCCCACAGCUGCCCACUUCGCACACAUCCUUUGAGGAGGUGAUGGGUGACUGGCGGGCCCACAAUGCCCGUAUGCUGUCCAGGAUCGGACCGUCCAAGGACGACGCCGCGCUGUUGAGUCAACUCAAGGGGCGCCCCUACCGCCUCAUCCCACGCUGCGUGAUUACCCAGUCCUCUGGUAAACAGCGCAUCAUCGACAACGCGGACGCGGGUGGCCAAUCAGAGACGUCCCACGACUCCAACAAGCUUGUCCUUUGCAGUGCCUUGCGCCCGGGUCAGCACGCUCAGGCCAUUGUGGCUCGAGUUCCCCCUGAAGACCUCGAGGAGGCCAAAGAGAGUGACUCUUUGGAAUCUGGGGGGGAAGACUGGCCUGAUGCUUAUCGGCAUUGCCCAAUGAACGAAGAGGAGUCCCUGGCUUGCUUGGUGGUAUGGUGGCACCACGAAUGGCAAGCGCCCGCCUAUUUGGGCUCCCGUUGGCAGCUCGCCCUCACAGUGGCUUCCUCCUACUUCGACGACUUCAACCUGCUCGAUUGGGCAUCGUCCAAAGGCUCGGGCCAGUGGGCCGUUGGGUCGAUCAACACCCUGUUGGGGACGCCAUUCGCUGCAGAAAAGCGGCAGCCCAUGUCGGCACAUGGCACGUUCCUGGGGUUAGAUCAUGACCUAUCCGAGGCCCUUUCCCGAGGUUUCGUCACCUUUUCAACGAGAAAGCGCCUAUUCGACAAGAUGGCUGACCUUAUCGAGCAGGCGACCUCUUCCAGCUCCCUGCCAGCGGGUCUCGCCUCCAAGAUGUUCGGCCUUAUGAACUUCUUGGAGCAAGGGAUGUAUGGCCGGGUGGGUUGCGGGGGGCUGGCAGCUCUCUCGGAACGCCAAAACUCACGCGAGAUUGGGCUCACGGAAGAGAUCCGGGCAUGCUUUCGCCUGAUUUCGGCAAUCCUCCGGCUCCGCCCUCAGCGCCAAUUCUGGAUCGUGCGGCCGCGGACCCAACGCUUCAUAGCUGCGAGUGACGCAGCCGCAGAAGCGCCGCUCUGUGGAUCAGGCGGAUUCCUGAUCGUCUGGCAACACCCAAAGGGUCAGCUGCGCGAAGGGUUUGUCGCAGCGUCGCCAGCUAGCCUGUACCCCCUUUGGGGUCCAGGCGAGAAGAAAAUUGCGCAACUGGAAUUGAGCAUGGUCCUCUAUGCCCUGGUCUCUCGACCAAGCCAGUUCAGAUCCAGGAGGGGGGUAUGGUACAUCGACAAUACCGCGGCUCUCAUGAGCCUUAUACGUGGUCGAUCAGACAAUGCGGACCUCUCUCGCCUAGCCCAAAUUGAUCCAUCUUUGCCUUUUCUGUUUCAAGACAUGGGUCUACUGGGAAUGGGUUCCAUCUAA